CCAGCCAUGCCGUUGGUCAAAAGAUCUCAGAAAACACUGUCACUUUCGAAACUGUCGGAUGUGAAGUCACAGAAAUGUGGACUGCUGCACACAGUUUACUCGGCCAAUGGGAAUGAAUACACCGGGGAGUGGCAGGACAACAACAAGCACGGAACGGGGAUUCAAGUUUGGAAGAAGUCUGGUGGUAUUUAUGAAGGAGAGUGGAGAAUUGGAAAACAGGAUGGAUACGGCACUUACAGUGUAAUGCAGCUAGAAACAAAGAAGUAUGAAAGGAAGUACUUUGGAGGAUGGAAAAAUGGAAAGAAGCAUGGGUAUGGGAAAUACUUGUAUAGUAAUUCUGCUGUUUAUGACGGGGAGUGGAGUGAGGACCAUCGGAGCGGCUGGGGGAGAAUGUAUUAUGAGAAUGGAGAUGUCUACGAGGGAGAAUGGAUGGGGAAUAAGUGCCAUGGACAGGGCAUCAUUCGAUUUGCAAAUGGAAACUGGUAUGAAGGCGCGUGGCAAGAUGGCAAGAAGAACGGUAAUGGAAAGUUCAACCAUUCUGAUAAAGGUCAACUUUAUGAAGGCUUUUGGGUGGAUGGCGUAGCAAAAUGUGGGACCCUGUCGGAUUUGGAGAGGGAUGAAACACCAACUCCGAGCAAGUGUCAAAUUCCACAGAUCCAACUGGUGGAUAUGGAGUUGGUUUUAAGGGAAGCCCAGUCAACCUACGCUGAUCACUACUGA
This is a messenger RNA of Limanda limanda (common dab), 720 nucleotides long. It is a transcript of the gene morn3, whose product is annotated as MORN repeat containing 3. The record is from RefSeq and is a predicted model, not a curated record. The transcript has 5 exons. The coding region runs from base 7 to 720 and encodes 237 amino acids. NCBI's taxonomy places the organism in Eukaryota, Metazoa, Chordata, Actinopteri, Pleuronectiformes, Pleuronectidae.